CGCCCCCCUGACCGGAAGUGCGUCUCAGCUGCGUUUUUGGCCUGUCUCCGUUUUUAAAUGUUGAGUUUGUGGAGCUGAAAAACCUUUUAAAGGCCCAAAAACGGCGACCAGAGAGAUUUACUGACCUUCAGCCGCACCAGAGCCACCAAACGGAUAAAACUGGCCCCUCCAGUCCCUGCCAUCAUGCCCGCGCUGCUGGAGAGGCCGAAGCUGUCGAACGCGAUGGCGCGAGCUUUACACAAACACAUCAUGAGGGAGAGAGAGAGGAAGAGGCAGGAAGAGGAGGAGGUGGAUAAAAUGAUGGAGCAGAAGAUGAAGGAGGAGGAGGAGAGGAAGAGAAAGAAAGAGAUGGAGGAGAGGAUGUCUUUAGAGGAGACCAAGGAGCAGAUAAUGAAGAUGGGGGAGAAGCUGCAGGGUCUUCAGGAGGAAAAGCACCAGCUCUUCCUGCAGCUGAAGAAGGUUCUGCAUGAGGAGGAGAAGCGCAGGAGGAAAGAACAGAGCGACAUGACGACUCUGCCCUCAGCUGCCUAUCAGCCCAACAUGGCCAUCCACUCGGGCCAGCACCUCCUGAGCAUGCAGGCGAGUCCAGUAAGUCACGGCCGUCCGGCGGCUCUGUUAGGAGAGCGUAAUAAACAGCUGUUCCAGCCUCCGGUCAUUUCUGGUCGUCAUUAUCAGUCCCAGCAAGGGUUCAGCGCUCCUGGAGCGGAUCACGGGCAGUUUUCCGGAGCUCAGCCGGGUCAUGGGCCUUACGGGGUCACCCAGCAACAACACGCCUCCCCCUUCACCCCCAGCCAGCCUGUGCCGGUCAGCUACGCCAGCAGUCAACAGAUCAGAGGUGCGUCAGCAUUCCCGGCUAUGCAGUACCUGCCCCAUCAGCAACAGGGCUACACCGUACACAGCCACUUCACCUCUCAGCCAGGUUUUAUUCCGAGCGCUGGUAUUCCUCUGCAGAAGCAGUUGGAGCACGCUAACCAGCAGUCUGGCUUUACUGACUCUAGCACCCUGAGGCCCAUGCAUCCCCAGGCUCUCCAUGCUAGUGCGGCCGGUUUGCUGCCCACUCCGUCCAUCGCUGUCCAGAUCCCUUCUGCCAAGACUGGCUUGCCAUAUGCCCACCCACCCAGGCCGGCCUCCCCGGGAGCGUUCACACACACGGCCCCCCCACAGCCAGCACACGCGGCCACGUUUCAGAGCUCCGCCCAGCCGCCCCCACGCCACGCCUACCUCUCUCACAGCCAGUCAGGACAGAGGUUCUAUCACCAUGGCAAAUAGCCGGCCUACCAGGUGGCGGAGAUUGUGGUGUUAGAUUUGGGUUUGACUCACUCCAGCUUCAGCACGUCACAACCACACAGUACCGCAGUAACGCUUUAGCGUAGAGAACGUUUAUGAUAGUUAAUCAGCAUGAGGACAAACGUCUGUUAGCUUCAUACUUCAUUUCUGCAUCCGCUAAUAUUCACUAGCACAGGGUCAUCACUCUUAUAUACCGUCAGUGGGCAGGUGCUUCAAAGGAGAACUUCACUGUUUCUCGUCCUGCUCUCCGUCUGCUGUACCUGUAGCUCAGAGCCGAGUAGCUCAGACAGUAACUUCAACACGUUUCCCUGAACCGAAAAAAGAUCAGAAAACAUAGUAGCAUCAAACUCGCUUAUAGCAGAAGACAGUGGGCAGUUCCUGAGCUUGUGCCGUAUUUUUACAGAGCCUUUUCAUGAUUUAUUCAGUUGAAAUUUCUAAAUGAAGCUGCAGUCAUGCCAAAAAAGACUUUUAACAUGAAAUUUAUGAACUUCUUAUUAAAAAGAAUCAGUUUAAUAUGGAUAUUACUUGAUAUUUAUUUUAAUAAUAGUAUAAAAUUAGUCUUUUGAGAAGAAGUCAUGUGGUGCAGCCACACAAUGAAAUGAAUUACGUAUUUUAAAGUUAUUUACAGCUACUAAAGGGGUGCUAACUAGCCUUUGUACUUGGACACAAGGUUAUACGUAAUUUUGUUUCAAAUGAUGAACAUUAAUGUAAUAAUAACACGUUCAUAGUUUGGCUGGGGUCGCACCUCCUGACUGAGCUGAAGCAGCUGAACCACGAUUCAGAAAUUACAGUAUUUGUAAAAAGGCUGAUGAUCUCGGCCCACUCUUCCUUAAAGUCAUGCCAGAAUAAAAGUCCUUUGUUGUCAGUUGAAAGUUUUUCAAAACUUUUCAUAAGCUGCAUGUCUCUGCGACUAAUUGUGCUUUUAAAGGUGUGAAACAUAAAAUCAAAGUAUUUUAUUUCGAAUUUAAUUUUUUAAAUAUAAAUUAUCCUUUUUAAUAGUUUAUUUAAUCUGCAUAUAUGGUUGGUGGUUGGACAAUCACACCACCUGACAUUUUCAGACUGUCACACUUUGAAAUUAAUUAAAAUGUGUUUGAAAUUAAUUAUUUUUUGAUGCACUAAAAAUGCAUUUGUAAAAAAGGAGGUAUUAUAUAAUGACUUGAUAUGAAGUUUAAUUAAAAUUAAUAAUAAUUUAAAUUAGAAUUGAUUUAUUUAAUAGGAAAACAAAGAACUGGUUCUUUCAGACGUGGGACUAGUUUUCCAGAGACUGGAUUCUGUGGUGAUGCAUUAUUUUUCAGAGGCUCCGCCUCCUGAUCGCCAUGGAUACUAGAAAUCUUAGUGAAAGCGAAUGAAAUCAGAGCUGCUUUUGCCAGUUCACUCUAACAGAAUUGAAAUUUUUCAGCCUCACAUAUUAUUUAACCAUUUAUCGAUGGAAUUCAGCAACUGCCCAUUGACUUCCAUUGAAAGUAUGUUUUAUGCUAAUACGUUUUCUGUUAUUUUCUAAGUUCAGGGAAACGUACGGAAAUAACUGUCUGUGGUAUUUAACUGUACGUUACAGGUACAGCAGAUAGAGAUCAGGAUGAAAAAAUACUGAAAUAUUCCUUUAAGCUGUUAUCAGUGCAGUGAGUUCUGUUUGAUGUUCUUAUGUUCAGCAGUCGUGCCAAAUAAAAAAUACUGACAAUAACAAUAAACACAGGCUUAACCUUAGUAAGAGAGCACACAGUACAGACUGAAAGGCAGUUUAAACUGACAGGCAUAACAGCUGUAAACACUCGGCUGUGUGUGAUCUGAGGCAGGAAGUCUGAGCUUUUCCUGCUUUAUUAUUUUUAAUAGGGAGUAAAGCUCUCAGGGCACUUUGUGUAGAUACUGAUAAAUUCCCCAACACACAUGGCCACGCGAAAAACGGGGAGGAAGAGUUAUUUUCCUAAAAAUAAAAACAAAACAAUAUUUUAAUUUAAUUAAAAUGUGAUAUUUUUAACUCAGUUUGAUGAAAUUGCACUUAAAAUCAGAUCUCACACAACGGUAAUAAACCAUUAUGAGGAAAAAUUAUACAUUGAUUUUGCUCCUGUCGUCUGAAAUAGAGCGUGAACACACACACACACACACACACACACACACACACACACACACACACACACACACACACGCCUGGAACGGAGACUGUAUUUAUUUAGUGUUUUCUGGCGCGCAAUAAAAGACAAACUGCUAAUAAUCAA
This is a messenger RNA of Colossoma macropomum (tambaqui), 3500 nucleotides long. It is a transcript of the gene gps2, whose product is annotated as G protein pathway suppressor 2. Gene Ontology annotation, biological process: regulation of transcription by RNA polymerase II. The transcript has 12 exons. The record is from RefSeq and is a predicted model, not a curated record. Gene Ontology annotation, cellular component: transcription regulator complex. Lineage: Eukaryota; Metazoa; Chordata; Actinopteri; Characiformes; Serrasalmidae. Gene Ontology annotation, molecular function: transcription coregulator activity. Bases 184 to 1269 code for a protein of 361 amino acids.